Vespula pensylvanica (western yellowjacket) is the source of this 2472-nucleotide messenger RNA. RefSeq names its product pickpocket protein 28-like. Gene Ontology annotation, biological process: sodium ion transmembrane transport. Gene Ontology annotation, cellular component: membrane. The record is from RefSeq and is a predicted model, not a curated record. Gene Ontology annotation, molecular function: ligand-gated sodium channel activity. Lineage: Eukaryota; Metazoa; Arthropoda; Insecta; Hymenoptera; Vespidae.
AUACGUAAGUAAAAAAAGUAUGUCUCUCCGAUGGAGAAAUUAAUGUCCUCGGAGGGUAGAAAGAAUCAAGACUCGCUGUGGAAACGAACUCGAGAUUUUAUGUCAAUACGAAGGGUAGAGAGAUCGAGGUAUCUCGAUAAUUUGAAAAUCCUCGAUGAAUCUUCAAUGGCUAAGAAAUAUGAAGAUUCUUCCGAUUCGUUGAAAAUCGGUAGUCAAAUCAAGAAACGAGAUAAUAAUUCACAUAAUACAUUACCAAUUGGAAAUUAUACAACUACCGAUAAGACAACCUUGAAUUAUCUAAGGGAUCAUAGUCCUUAUCUUCCAUACAAUAUUAACACGGUUCAUCUACAAAAUCCAUAUAAAACUCCUCAACGUCUCGAAGGAUACGCUUUGCGUGACACCAAUUUUAAGGGAAUGUAUCGAUCGAGGGAAUCGACAUUACGAUCAAGAUACAAUCGGAAUGGUUUAACCACAAGAGAUACGAUUACUUCAAAGAAUUACGAGCAAAACGAAGAAAAACGUGACAAAAGCCUGAAAAAUGUACAAACCUGUUUAAAGACUACAGAGAUCAAUACCAUUGUGAAACAAUAUUGCUUGAACAGUACUCUUCAUGGUUUACGUUAUGUCGGAGAUUCAAAAUUAUCGAUCGUAGAAAGGUAAAAGAUAAAAUAAAACCUAAUGAUAAUAUCUCAGAAGAUGCCGAUUAAUAAAACUUUUUCUUAUAGAAUCUUUUGGAUAAUUUCUUUCACCACCGCGGUAUUAACCGCCACAUAUUAUAUCUGGUUUUUAUAUCAAAAGUGGGUCUCGUCUCCCAUUAUAAUUUCUUUAAGUCCUGAACCUGUUUCUGUCAACGAAUUUCCAUUUCCCGCAGUUACCAUUUGCAAUAUGAACAAUGUAAAAAGAAGCGAAGCGAUCCGUAUAGUGAAUGGAGAAAAUAUGCGUGAGAAAUUAUUGUUGGAGGAUCUUUGUAAUAGCGAAAAUACCUCCAUUGCUUUUGAUUUAAAAGAAAAAGCAGUGGAAUGGAAUGCCAUGCGUCAUUUUAUGAUAAAUGUAUCGCAAUCAUGUAACGACAUGUUGUAUUACUGUCAAUGGCGUGGCAAUCAGACAGAAUGUGACAAGAUUUUUAAUCCUACGAUGACCGAUGAGGGUAUUUGUUGUAACUUUAAUUCGGUAAAUCGUAAACAUUUGUUUCACGAUCCACGAGAUUGGCCUGACCUAAACAUUACUUUUGCCUUCACUGGUAUUGAUUGGAAUCCUGAAAUUGGAUAUGAUAAACAAGUUCCAUCAGAUGCCAUACCAUGGAGGCCUUAUGGUGCUGGCCUUUCUUAUGGCUUAACUUUAGUUCUUGAUGUCGAUGUUAAUGAAUAUUAUUGUUCUUCGACAGCUAGUGCAGGCUUUAAAAUGCUACUACACAGUCCUGUUGAAACACCAAAAAUUGCAGAUUUUGGGUUUGCUGUAGCUCCUGGUAAAGAGGUCAGAGUUAUUGUAUCACCUCGAAUAUCAACAGCAAGCAAAUCUAUAAUAUCCAUACCUCAAAAGAAGAGAAAGUGUUUUUUCACAUCUGAGAGAAAGUUACGUUAUUACAGGACUUACACACAAAGAAACUGUAUCCUGGAAUGUGAGGCAAAUUUCACACAAAAGAUGUGUCAUUGUGUCCAAUAUUAUAUGCCAAAAUCAUCAAACACUACAAUUUGUGGAAAGAAAGAUGACCUGUGUGCUACUACAGCACGAAGAGCAAUGGAAAUUAAACUCUAUGAUGAUAAUCAAUUGAAUAUUACUGAAAUACCAAGCUGUAAUUGUUGGCCAGGAUGUUUUGAACUAAGUUAUAAUUUAGAGAUAUCAGAUAGCAAAUUGUUACAUAAUUUUGGCAUUCAAGAACAGUAUGUUAAAAAAAAUCAGAAAUAUUUUACUGAAAAUAUGGCAGUGGUACAUAUUUUUUUUGUGGACUCUCAAUUUACUAAAUCUAUGAAGAAUGAACUUUUUGGAUUUACAGAAUUUCUUUCAAGUACCGGAGGUCUACUUGGUCUUUUUAUGGGAUUUAGUUUCCUAUCUGUUAUGGAAAUUUUAUAUUUCAUAACAUUACGAUUAUGGUGUCGUCUAACUGAACAUAAAAAUGUUCCAUCACGUACUAUAGUCCAAGUACAUCCUUUGGAUCAUAAUCAAGGUAUAAUCUAUCCAUUUGCACAAUGAGCUUUAUAUGUGUUAAUAAAUAUUAUGAAUUGUUAUAAUUAUAUGUGCGUGUGUAUAUAUAUGUGUGUGUGUGUCAUAUAGCCAAAAUUUAUAUACAUAUAUAUAUAUAGCCAAAAUUUGAAGACUUCAUAAACAAAAAUUAUAAGAUAUUCUUCGUUAUUUCUUUUACUUUCCGCCUUUUACAUUAGCAUAAUUAUUAUUCUAUCGUAUUUGUAUAAAUUUCUUCAAAAGAAGAUAAACUUGUUUCCUUUAUAAUUGAUAGAAACUACAACAUUUUUCUUA